UAAAAAAGGAUGCAUUUCUUUGAUGGUAACUUUCGAGGGAUUUGGUUGCUGAUCGAGAUUCUGGAGGGAAAGAGAGGAUCAAAGGAAUUCGCCAAAUCCAAUGGCAAGUAUUCUUCCCAGGGGAGGAGGGGCCUCGAGGAGAGAAAAACCUAAAGGUCGUUAUCCUGGUCUGAGCCAUAAUCAUGGUCUGUCUAAGGAGAAGUAUCAAGAGAUAUAUGAAGCUUUCCAGUUAUUUGAUACAGAUGGUUCUGGCACUAUUGAUGCCAAGGAAUUGCAUGUUGCUAUGAGGGCUUUGGGUUUUGAAAUGACAGAAGAGCAAAUUAAAGAAAUGAUUGCUGAUGUAGACAAAGAUGGUAGCGGUGCCAUCGAUUUUAAUGAAUUUCUGCACAUGAUGACAGCCAAGAUGGGAGAAAGGGACACUAAGGAAGAACUUAUGAAAGCUUUUCGUAUUAUUGAUCAAGAUAAAAAUGGAAGGAUAUCUCCAGAUGACAUAAUGCGCAUUGCCAAAGAACUAGGUGAAAGUUUCACUGCUCAGGAGAUCAAGGAGAUGAUAGAUGCAGCAGAUCGUAACCGUGAUGGCGAAGUAGAUGUGGAUGAGUUCUUUAAUGUGAUGAUGAAAACAAGUUACGGUGAUUAUUAGAUCUCUGAAUCCAUCCUGUUGAAAAAUUGGCCCAGAUCAUGCAGAAGCAAAAACUCAAACCUCAUUUUAAGUGCUUAUAGGAACAUAUUAAUGCUUCCUCAUAUCUAAUAUGUUGUGGCAGCUUUCUUAGCUUCACACUCUUGUAUGUUUAUCCAGCUCAUUUAGGCCUCCUCCUAUGUUAACCUUACAUGUGGUUAUAUUUUCAUUUUGUUUUAUUUGUUUCA
This is a messenger RNA of Dioscorea cayenensis subsp. rotundata (Guinea yam), 864 nucleotides long. Its product is annotated as caltractin. Gene Ontology annotation, biological process: centriole replication; mitotic cell cycle. Gene Ontology annotation, molecular function: calcium ion binding. Bases 101 to 640 code for a protein of 179 amino acids. The transcript is spliced from 7 exons. The record is from RefSeq and is a predicted model, not a curated record. NCBI's taxonomy places the organism in Eukaryota, Viridiplantae, Streptophyta, Magnoliopsida, Dioscoreales, Dioscoreaceae. Gene Ontology annotation, cellular component: centriole; centrosome.